Molecule: messenger RNA, 1872 nt
Organism: Oncorhynchus kisutch (coho salmon)
Lineage: Eukaryota; Metazoa; Chordata; Actinopteri; Salmoniformes; Salmonidae
Gene: lg30h1orf35
Product: linkage group 30 C1orf35 homolog
Exons: 8
Coding region: 516-1406 (296 amino acids)
Source: RefSeq, a predicted model, not a curated record
AUAAACGAGAGUACAUCGUUCAAAUACCAGUGUGUAUACGUCCUCAACAGAGUACAUUCAAAAAGGAAACGCUGUCGUAUUUGUGUGAGCGUUUAAACUCCGCACGCGAUACAUAGACCUUUUGAAAAUCUACAUCCAACCCAAUAAACAGAAAUAAUAUAAUUACUUCAUAUAAGCAUUUUACAGGGGUUGCAGAUUCAGUAUUACGAACUGUGCGUAAUGAACGCCCCCAACUAAAACGAGCUAUUUGCGUGCAGAUGAUCGGCGCACAAACACGCGAGACAGAAUAGUUAGCAACGGUGUGGUUUUCGUUCUUGGUUUUUCACUUGUUUAGCUAGCUAACUCAGUUUAUUCGAAACACGGAAAAGGUUACUAUCCAUGCUUCUAACCAUCGCUUACUAUAUCGUCGUAAGCGGACGUGGGAGAGAAAAGCCAGAAGGAAACUCCCCGGAUGGACAACGAGAGGGCCUAACGUGUAAACAAAGCUUUCAUCGUCUUUAUUCAACGUUAAAAUAAUGUUUGGUGCUUCAAGAUCUGGGGGUGUAAGGGGGGGGCAAGACCAAUUCAACUGGGAUGACGUGAAAGGCGAUAAACACAGGGAAAACUACCUCGGGAACUCUCUUAUGGCACCAGUGGGGCGAUGGCAGAAAGGCAAAGAUCUGACGUGGUAUACCAAAGACAAAAAAGGUGGUGUCAAGCCUAUGUCAAGAGAAGAGGAGCUUGCUGCUGUGAAGGCAGCAGAGCAAGAGGCACUGCUGGCUGCCCUAGGCCACAAGAAUAUAAAGAGACAACCAUCUGGCCUGACCAAAGAGGACCUUGCAGAUGUGUGCAGGAGGGAGGAUGCGGAAGCUGAGGACAGAGAUGUGGACAGAGUUUCUGGCCUUGGAAGCUCCGGUGCAACAUCACGGAAAAUGGUGUUCUCCCAACAGGAGAAGGAAGCUGCCAAAAUAGGCUUGUCAGUCUUCACACACCAUAAAACAGAAGGGAAGUCUGGAAACCAGGAAGCCUCUGCCAGAAAAACAUCUGCGAACACAGAGAAACAGGAUGUGGAUCAAAGACACGAUAGCAGCAAAAAGAAGGAAAAGAAGCGCAAAAAGAAGAAAAGGCAGAGAAGAGACUCUUCCUCCUCCGAUUCAGAAGAUGACAAAAGGCGCAGAAAGGACCACCGUCAUCAUAAUCCAUCAUGCCUCAGUCAGACUGGAGCCAGACCCCAUGACAGCCAUUCAAAGGGGGGACCAAAGGGUGAACGCCACCCCCUCUCCUCUCAACGACGCCAGCAGAGGCAUGACACACACUCCUCCCACAGGGAGUCCCCUGUCCCCCGCCCCCGUGCCAGCCACAAGGCAGCCCAUGCUGCUCUGACACAAAGCCACAGGCGGCGCCAUGACACAGACUCUGACGAUUAAUACCCCCCCCCACUCAAUCAGACACAUUGACGGAGAGGAGUGCUCUAGCCCACAGCAGAGCAGCUUGACUGGCCUAUGGACUGUCCUCAUGUACUUCUGGACUGGACUCAAGGGCUGUGGUUGAGAACAGUAGGUCAAUCUGUAGGCUACUCCUCAAACCACUAGCAGGCUUGUGGCCUUAUUUGAACUGACUAGGUUUUAUUUGUGUUGAAUUUUGAAUUGUUAAAUUUGUUUCUAUUGGUAUUUUAUUUUUCUGAAACAGCUCAAAUGUAUUUUAUGAUCUGUGUCUAGCUACCACUAUUCAUGCAAUUGAAUCAGGGACCACCGAAAGCAAGUUAAGUGCAUGUGUUCUUGGUGCUGAAAAUAAGUUAGUCAAUACAAACUAUUGCUGUCCAAGACAUUAAAUCCGGCGUGACACUUGCCCAUUAAAACAUGUAUUUAAAUGUGUGCCAACACCUAAAUGUUA